Ceratosolen solmsi marchali is the source of this 986-nucleotide messenger RNA. RefSeq names its product POU domain, class 4, transcription factor 2-like. The record is from RefSeq and is a predicted model, not a curated record. NCBI's taxonomy places the organism in Eukaryota, Metazoa, Arthropoda, Insecta, Hymenoptera, Agaonidae. The transcript has 4 exons. The coding region runs from base 351 to 986 and encodes 211 amino acids.
GGAGGCGAAGCAGGAGGGAAGUGCGGGCAACCGCCCGAUGAGAUGAGAGUCGUCCAAGGUCCUUCCGGACCAAGCUCGGACUUUGCGGCUUGGCAACAACGGCGAGAUCCCUGCCUCCACGACCUCGAUAAGCGAGCUUGAGCUACGACCGGUGCACGAGUUGAACUCCGUCCUGGAGGCCCUCGAGGCCGGAUCAGCUGUUCUACGGGGACGCGACAUCGCUUUCGAGCCACUCGAGAGCGCAGAUACCGGACAGAUGCUGCACCGACGUCAAGCCCUAGAAGUAUAUGAUACAGGAGUUCCUUUCUGUCCCAUAGAGCCGGAGACCGUCGAGCUCCGUUCGCUCGAGGAUGCUGUCUUACAUGCUGCCGACGGAGGAGAAGCCCCCGGCGGGCAAUCACCAGGGCUUCCGGAGCAGCGGCGUGGCCAUUGGCGGCGUCGGCGGCAGCGGUGGAGGCACCAACACCAGCAGCAGCAGCAGCAGCAGUGGGGCCGGCGGUGGCGGGGGCCUGGCCGCCAGGUACCAGAGCGGUGGCCUGGCUCGCGCGGGCCAUCCGGCUGAGCAGCACCGCGUACCGAGGUCAACGAGCGGCGGCAUCUUCGCGAGGCGCGAGUCCGAGAUCGGGCCCCUCCCGGCUAGACCUGGCUCCGCUGCCCCGCUCCUGCCUCCCUCCGACCACAGCCCCAAGCACAACGGCACCGCCAUUCGCAAGUCUACCCUUCAUACGGCCAAGGUCGUUAAGGACGACAGCCUCUACAGUAUCGACAGUGACGCUAGCGGUGCCGGCAGCGAUCGUCGGGGUCGCAUGCUCAACGGGCCCAAGCACGCCAAUCUCAAAAGAGUGUCGUUUGGCUCGAGCAAGGGCUCCAUGGUCGAGACGCUGGUUUACGAGACGCCCGUUCAGGAGGAGCCGGAGAACAAUCAUUUCGUGGAGCAGAAUGGCCGUGUGCCGUGUCCGUUGUCGUCAGUCCCCGAUACCGAGUAA